AUGGCUCCCUACCCCUACUUCCUUUUGCUGGUUUUCGUUUUGCAAGUGACUCAACAGUUCCAAUUCUCAGCUCUGGAGCUCCCAUCCGAGCAGCUUGUGAGGCCACUCUUUGAUAGAUGGCGUCUCUAUCACAACAAGGGGUAUUCAUCCCAGGAGGAGGAGGCUAGAAGAUAUGAAAUCUUCAAGAAAAACCUCCAAAUGGUAUUAGAUCACAAUGCCAACAGUCUUGUGUCCUCAUACACCCUGGGCCUGAAUCAAUUUCAGACAUCAGUAGUGACGAGUUUGAAACGAAAAUGUCCCUCGGUGUCAAUGACAUUAGGUUCCCUAAGCUUUGCGAAUUUGCAGGAAAAACAAGGCAAAGUUUCUCUAAAAGAAUUUGAGAGCAUUGAAGGAACAGACAAAGCAAUCGAAAGAAACAUGUUGAAGGCAGUACGCAAUCAGCCACUGACUGCUGUUAUCGAUGGCUCAAAGGCCGAGUUCAAGAGCUAUGCUGGAGGGAUUUACAAAGGACCCUGUGCCGAAUCUGGAAGUUUAUCAGUGCUGGUUGUGGGCUAUGGUUCCGAAAAUGGAGACAAAUAUUGGAUCAUAAAAAAUUCGUGGGGAACUGAGUGGGGGGAGAAUGGAUACAUGAAACUAGAACGCAAUUCGAAUAUCUUUGGUGGACGGUGUGGAUUUACAUAAACGUGUUUUAUCCCACAGAGCUAGGGCCCCCUCCGUCACAUUUUCCUCCACCACCACCACCACCUUCACCGUCUCCACCGCCACCUUCACCAUCUCCACCACUGCCUCCGCCAAGGCAACGCUGCUAUACGCAACUAGGCAAGGCAGGAGAAGAAUGUUGCUGUUACUGGGCUCCAUGUAAGUUCUUCCACAUUUGCUGCCCAAAAGGCAAGUGUGGAAUUACCAUCUUUUACCCAUGCAAACUUAUAUGAAAAGGGGCUUUGAGCAAUAAACACAGCUGCUAGCCAUGAAACAUUGGCUUCCAGAGCUUCCCAAGCUGGUCCUA
Selaginella moellendorffii is the source of this 1006-nucleotide messenger RNA. Its product is annotated as probable cysteine protease RDL6. The coding region runs from base 1 to 681 and encodes 226 amino acids. The transcript is spliced from 3 exons. Gene Ontology annotation, molecular function: cysteine-type endopeptidase activity. Gene Ontology annotation, cellular component: lysosome. The record is from RefSeq and is a predicted model, not a curated record. NCBI's taxonomy places the organism in Eukaryota, Viridiplantae, Streptophyta, Lycopodiopsida, Selaginellales, Selaginellaceae.